Hippoglossus stenolepis (Pacific halibut) is the source of this 3040-nucleotide messenger RNA. RefSeq names its product hedgehog acyltransferase (gene hhat). Gene Ontology annotation, molecular function: palmitoyltransferase activity. The transcript is spliced from 13 exons. Gene Ontology annotation, biological process: protein palmitoylation. The record is from RefSeq and is a predicted model, not a curated record. Lineage: Eukaryota; Metazoa; Chordata; Actinopteri; Pleuronectiformes; Pleuronectidae. The coding region runs from base 773 to 2278 and encodes 501 amino acids. Gene Ontology annotation, cellular component: endoplasmic reticulum.
GUCAUUACAUGCUUCAUAUCUUAGAAGUUGAUUAGAUGUUUUGGUGGCUCUUCCAAGGAGGUUAUGUUUUUUGCGUGAUUGCCAGCAGGAUUACAACAAAACUACUAAACAGAUUAUCACAACAUCUGGUGGAAGGAUGUGUUAAACUCGGGUUAGGAUUCGGAUCAGCGGUGGAUCCAGGAACUUCGUUUUUCACUUUCGUAACCAUUGCGUUUUUUUUAAAUAUCUUCCUUGAUUAAAAACAUGUUCAGUGGACUUAUAUUUAUGAGAUUUUUUCCAAAUAAAAAUCUGGAUCCCGUUAAAUUAUGGUUCCAGGACACUCGGGAGCCAUAGUUGAUCCUCAAAGUAAUUAUAGUUUAAAAACAGAAUACUAUAGUAAUAAGUAAGUAGUUUUGAACAUAGGUAAAAUCGAAUCACUUCCCACCUGUGACUAAUUAUAUUAUAUUAUAUUAUAUUAUGUACAGUCUAGGUCCAGAUUUCCCUGACAGAGGCUGUGUAGCCACUCCGGCCCUGAUGGGGGCGGUAGAGCAGAAUGAAGCCAGUGAAGAAGGACUGAGUCCCAUGGAAACCACCGUGUUGCUAAGAUCCAAACACAGUCAGACAGACAACACUCCCAUUGACAGUGACAUGAACAACAGUCCGACAUCAGCAGGCGAGUUCUGGAGCUACAAGCUGAGCGACCUUUUCCCAAGCGAGUUUAUUUAAAGUUUACUAUCGACGGACUUCAGAGAUGAACUAAUGGAAGUGCACUACAGCACAGUGAUUUUACCUGAUGACGUCUAAGUCAAAGGCCCAGUGGUCACCGCUGCCACGGACAGAGAUCCUCGUGUACUGGGUGCUUUCCUUUGGCUCACACCUCUACUCCUUCUACCAACUGCACAGGUUCUCCAAAGAGCAUGAAGCAGGGCUAGCAAGGGAAUUCCAGCUGGAAAAAGGCCUACUUAAGGGUUUUAAAAGGGACCCAUCAGACUUUGAGUGGAGUUUCUGGACUGAAUGGGCCAAGAAGUCUUUACUGUGGACUCUGACUGGUCAUGGCAUCUUAUCCAGAUUCACCUGCAGCUUUUACCCAAAGCUUAGGGUGCCAGCGCUCACGAUAUACGGCCUCAUGGCAGCCAGCAGCGUGUUGGGGGUUAAAGGUGUGAGUGUGCUGCUGGUACAUCUGGCUCUGACCUUCUCAGUGGCCCAACUGCGAAAGCCCGCUCUGUCGUGGGGAUGUAACCUGCUGCUGCUCUGCACCCUUCACAUCCAACCACUUCAAGAGAUCCAGAGAGGCUGGUACGAAACUGAGGAGGAGUACUAUCUGCUGCUCUUCAGCAUUGCUGUCUGUGGUCUGCGCUUCAUCAGCUUCAGCCUGGAGCACUGCUGGUGCCCCGCAGGCCGCGGGGGAGCCGUGCAGCUCUGCUGGCUGUUUUCAUACACCUUCUAUCAUCCCCUUUUCUACAAUGGACCCAUCGUCACGUACAAAGACUACACCGAGCAGAUGCAGAGACCUGCUGAGGAGAGCGACAGGGACGGAUCUGCUUUGACUUACUUGGUGCUCAGAUCCGGACGGAUCGUACUGUGGUGGUGCGUCGCAGAAUACAUGAUCCACGUUAUGUACAUGCACUCCAUCCAGUCAAACGAGACCUACUUAGAAAUGAUUCCUCCUUGGGCCUUGGGCGGUCUGGCCUUGGCCCUCGUCCAGUUCUUCUAUGUGAAGUAUCUGGUGCUCUUCGGCCUUCCAUCCAUGCUCGCUACUUUGGAUAAACUGGUUCCCCCAAAGCUUCCAUCUUGUGUCAGCAUCAUGCACAGUUUCACAGGGAUGUGGAGGCACUUUGACGAGGGGCUGUAUCGAUGGCUCAUCAGAUACAUCUAUGUGCCUUUGGGAGGUGCACGACACGGCCCUCUGUCUAAAAUCGUGUCCACUGGUCUCGCGUUUGGAUUCGUCUGCGUGUGGCACGGGGGCCGGGACUACCUGCAGUACUGGGCCCUGAUGAACUGGGCUGGAGUUCUGCUGGAGAACGGAGUCAAGUCGCUCUUUGCUUCGUCCUCUAUUCACUCCAUUGUUGAGCAGUAUUUCUCUGCAGCGAUGAAAAGGCGCUCCAUCGCUCUCCUCUCUGCCUUCUCCACUGCGAUGCUCAUCCUCUCUAAUCUGGUGUUCCUUGGGGGGACACACGUUGGCAGAAUCUUCUGGAAGCGUGUCGUCAUUCAAGGCUGGUCUACCAUGGCCCCACCAAUGCUCGCUUUCCUCUACUGCUUCGCUCACAUUGGACUCGAGUGGACUUCUCACCCGCCAUGAGUCACCUUGACUUUGAAUCGCAGCGGGAGCGUCCGAGCUACCGGACAAACCAGAACGACCCGCUGAGUCCAGUGCCUCGCUCGCACCACCCGCACGUCUCUGUGGCGUCUCUGGCUCGUGGCCACGGAACCCGUCCAAACCUGGCUGAGGUGCAGCUGAGCAGCUGCUUCCCACAACCUGCAGGACCAAGAGAAAACCUGUCUGCUGGGACUCAAAGGAUCAGUGUGGCUUCUCUCCAAGAGGAGGGUUUCCUGUAAAUGUGAUAAUUAACUGUAAGAGAACGAGGGUGAUGCUGUAAAAUUCCGAGCAGUCGUUCAGAUAAGUCACAUCUUGGCUGUGUUGAGGCGCGUUUGAGCAAAUGAGCUGCACUGAUUCACUGUUAUUCUGAGAAACAGUAAAGAAGAAUAUGAACCUGGAAUCAGUCCUGGUUAUAUGACUCUGAUAGGAUAUUGCUCAGUGGUGCAGUGACGUGGAUAAAUUCACGUUUACUGUCGUCCUGUAGUUCAUCACAAACACUUGUGUAUCCAGAGGCAGAGGAGACAGAACAGAGCAGCUGAUCAGUGUCAGUCUUUCUCCGCAGGCGCUAAUAUUAGAAUCUGUGUUGCUCAAAAGCUUCAGAGGGUUGAAUUAUCGCAGUUACAGAGGAAAGCACAGUUUUUGUAAACAUUACAAGCUGUACUUUUGUUUUGCUAAUGUGUUAUAAAUCAAUUUGCUCCUUCAAAUGUUGACUUGUGUUAAAAAUAAACAAACUGUCCAUGUUGA